Messenger RNA from Rosa chinensis, 1681 nucleotides. Its product is annotated as pentatricopeptide repeat-containing protein At5g66520. Lineage: Eukaryota; Viridiplantae; Streptophyta; Magnoliopsida; Rosales; Rosaceae. Gene Ontology annotation, molecular function: RNA binding; protein binding. Gene Ontology annotation, biological process: RNA modification. The transcript has a single exon. The coding region runs from base 54 to 1649 and encodes 531 amino acids. The record is from RefSeq and is a predicted model, not a curated record.
UGUCACCAUCAGUCAAACAGAUGUUUGUUUGUUCUUUCUAGUACUUGACUCCCAUGUCAUAUAGUACUAGAUGCCUCCAACUGUUGGAGAAGUGCAAGAACCUAAAGCACCUCCACCAAGCUCAUGCCCAAGUAUACACUUGUGGCCUUGCCCACAACACCUUUGCCUUAAGCAGACUCUUAGCCUUCUGCUCAGACCCACAUCAUGGAAGCCUCUCCUAUGCCUCAAAACUCUUCCAACACAUUCCCCAACCCACCCUUUGCAUCUACAACACAAUGUUAAAAGCUCUCCUGCUCAGAAAUGAACUCACCCAAACCCUAAAUGUGUUCACCCAGAUGUUACAAAAUGGGACCUACCCUGACAAUUAUACCCUCCCUUAUGUUCUAAAGGCCUCUGCUAGGCUUCAAGGCUAUACUCUUGGAGAGUUGGUUCAUGGGUUUAGCUUGAAAUUGGGUUUUGAGUCUGAUAUCUAUGUGGGCAACUCUCUGAUUGUUAUGUACUGUGCAUUUGAUAAUAUGAAAGGUGCACGCUGCGUGUUCGACGAAAUGCCUAGGCUAAGUGCUGUGUCAUGGACGGUCAUGAUUUCUGGGUAUGCAAAGGUGGGUGAUGUGGACACUGCUAGAGUGUUCUUUGAUGAGGCUCCUGUGAGAGAUAGAGGAAUAUGGGGUGCCAUGAUUUCUGGGUAUGUGCAAAACAAUUGCUUUAAAGAAGGUCUGUAUUUGUUCCGGUUGAUGCAGGUUGCUGAUGUAGAGCCUGAUGAGGCUGUUUUUGUCAGUGUUCUAUGUGCUUGUGCUCAUUUGGGAGAUUUGGAUAUUGGGAUUUGGAUUCACUCGUAUUUGAAUCGGCUCGGGUUGCCAUCGAGUGUUAGACUCGGCACUGGUCUUAUUGACAUGUAUGCGAAAUGUGGGAAAUUGGACUUAGCUAGAGGAGUGUUUUAUGAGAUUCCGCAGAGGGAUACGGUUUGCUGGAAUGCUAUGAUAUCAGGAAUGGCAAUGCAUGGGGAUGGAGAAGGUGCACUCAAGCUGUUUAGAGAGAUGGAGGCAGCUCAGGUCAGGCCGGAUGAUAUCACCUUCAUUGCUGUGUUUACUGCUUGUAGUUAUGCAGGAAUGGCAUAUGAAGGCAUGAGGGUGUUGGAUAAAAUGUGUAAUGUAUACAAUAUUAGGCCGAAAAGUGAACAUUAUGGCUGCAUUGUUGACCUUCUAAGUCGUGCUGGUCUCUUUGAAGAAGCAAGGGAAAUAAUCGAAAGAAUACCCAGUUCAAGUAACCCUUCUGAAGAAACAGUAGCUUGGAGAGCUUUUCUCAGCGCUUGUUGCAAUCAUGGACAGUCUCAACUAGCUGAGAUUGCUGCAGAGAAACUCUUUCAGCUAGAACGUCACAGUGGCGUGUAUGUCUUGCUCUCAAAUUUAUAUGCAGCUGCCGGAAAGCAUGGUGAUGCCAGGAGAAUGAGAAGUUUGAUGAGAAAUAUAGGAGUAGAUAAGGCCCCGGGUUGCAGUUCGGUCGAGAUUGAUAGAGCUGUUUAUGAAUUCAUUGCAGGGGAGAAAACACACCCUCAAAUGGAAGAAAUUCAGUUAGUUUUGCAAACUAUAAUGAAGCAAAUGGAUUUUUCAGGCAGUGAUUAUCCAUAUUUGUUUCUGGUUAACAAGAAAUGAUAUAAAUCGAUUUUGAAUUGUUGGCCGCUGAA